AUGACCUCCCCAUUCAUAAGGCAUUCUCAGCGAUGCCUUCAUCUCGCCCCGCCGUUUCUGCUCGACGACUACACGCCAAGGUAUCUUAGGCUGUCCUCUAGAGAUGCGGCCAGGAAGCGGUCGCUGGCCUACGCCCACCUCCGCAACUGCAAUCUGUGCCCCAGACAAUGCGGCGUCAAUCGCAACGAGACCACUGGCAUGUGCCUCAUUGGCGAUACGGCCAAGGUCAAUGUCAUAGCGCCGCAUUUUGGUGAAGAGCCAUGUAUCCAGGGGCACAAUGGUAGUGGCGCGGUAUUCAUGAGUGGAUGCAACAUGCGCUGCAUCUUCUGCCAGAACUAUGACAUUGCCCACCAGCGAAACGGCAUGGAUCUCACCCCAGAGGCGCUGGGCGACUGGUAUCUGAAGCUUCAGGAGGUAGGCGGCGUCCACAACAUCAACAUUGUGACGCCCGAGCACGUGGUGCCUCAGGUGGCGUUAAGUGUUUUGCAUGCCGCUGAGCGAGGGCUAAGAGUACCGAUUAUCUACAACACCUCAAGCUACGACUCGCUUGCGUCUCUGGAACUCAUGGAUGGACUGGUCGACAUCUAUCUGGCCGAUUUUAAAGUAUGGGAGUCCAGCACAUCCAAAAGAUUGCUCAAAGCAGAUGACUACGCUGCAACUGCCAGGGAGAGCAUCAAAGCCAUGCAUAAGCAAGUGGGCGAUCUGUGCUUUACAGGAGAUGGAAUUGCGAAAGUAGGACUCCUGAUUAGGCAUUUGGUCAUGCCAGGAAAAGAGGCCGAAGGGGCAGAAAUCAUGAAGUUUCUAGCAUCCGAGGUAUCCACUGACUGCUUUGUCAACAUCAUGGAGCAGUAUCAUCCAGACGCGCAUGUUGGCAAGAAGAGAAGAAAGAGACGAGCAUCGUCUGUGGCUGAAGACAAGCUGGCAGAAGGAGACAAAGAAGGAGACGAAGAAGUUCGAUACAGCGACAUCAAUCGAUCUGUGACGAGUGAAGAGAUCUCGUCGGUGCGCGAAGCGGCUAUGCAGGCUGGUCUUUGGCGCUUCUGCGAUCCUCCGAAACACGACGGUUUCGCUAUCUGA
Trichoderma harzianum CBS 226.95 is the source of this 1077-nucleotide messenger RNA. RefSeq lists its product as hypothetical. The record is from RefSeq and is a predicted model, not a curated record. Gene Ontology annotation, molecular function: iron-sulfur cluster binding; catalytic activity. Lineage: Eukaryota; Fungi; Ascomycota; Sordariomycetes; Hypocreales; Hypocreaceae. The transcript is spliced from 3 exons. The coding region runs from base 1 to 1077 and encodes 358 amino acids.